AGUGACGUCAGACAAGGAAAUGAAGCUCGCCACUCGCCGACACCAACAGUGAUCAGCCACAGAAACAUCAGCUGGCAUUCGUCUCAUAAGUCGGCGCAUGAAUGUGGUUUUUGUUUACUUUUUGAGCGUGAUGAGGUGCUGAAUGUGCGUCUACAUCUACUGAAAAUGACACCAAGAUGACUCACCAGUGGCUUGGACAUCUGAUUUGACAGAACAUGGGACUUGCUCUGUUUGUUCGAUUUGUAAUUGUGAUUGCUACUCUAGGCACAAAUCACACUGACAUGAACAACACACUAUCGUGAAUCAUGAGUUUUGCUUUUUGCACAUCACUCUCUCUAAAUACCUAACUUCAUGCAUUUUACCAUUUAAUUUGUAUUGAAUGGUUCUAAGUUAACAACCAGUGCUGACAAUGUCACUGGGGGAGCAGUCUCAAAAGUGGUUUCCAACCCAUGUCCAAGCCACUGUUUUUCAAGCAAGCCAUUUACAGCCCAAGGGCAAAAAUGGCACCAAUGAUGCCUACACUAUUAUUCAGCUGGGCAAGGAAAAGUACUCGACAUCAGUGGCAGAGAAGACUGUCAGUCCAAUCUGGCGAGAAGAAGCCUCCUUUGAAUUACCUGGUCUGCUUUUGGAGGGCAACCCAGAAGUAUAUGAACUCUGCCUUAUUGUGAUGCAUCGAUCGUUGGUUGGGAUGGACAAGUUCCUGGGUCAGAGGUCCAUCAAUCUUAAUGAAAUCUUUGAUAACAAGGAGCGAAAGAAAACUGACUGGUAUUCCUUGCAGUCCAAGCCAGGAAAGAAGAGGAAAGAACGAGGCCGCAUCCAAGUUGGCGUCCAGUUCAUGAGAAAUAACAUGACAGCCAGCAUGUUCGACCUCUCCAUGAAGGAAAAGCCCCGCUCUCCUUUUUCCAAGCUUAAGGACAAAAUGAAAGGUCGCAAACAUGACAGUGGCUUUAGUGACACAUCUUCAGCCAUCCUGCCUCGCUCUACUGUAUGUGACUUGGAGCCCAGCCGUGAGUCUUCUGGCCCAGACCCACAACCCCAGCCUGAUCCAAAGGUGAAGAGACAAUUACUCGCUGGGGCUCAUAAACUCUCUGCAGCCCAUUCCAUGUCAGAUCUCAUUGGGACCCACUUUCGACCCAAACUGGACUCCAUGAACUCCAUAGGAGAGACUGGGAGCACAGGUGGACCUCAUAGGCGUUCCCAGAGCGAGGUGCCAGACUAUCAGGAUGGCGAGGCACACAGUGACCCUUUUACUGAUAUCAGUGACACCCUGCCACAGAAGUAUGCCACGCUCCCACGCAAUCACAACCCAUUUGAGGAGGACCGCGCACAGCUGUGGGACCGUGCAGAGCGGAAGGAAAAAAAGGAGAAGGUCAGCCUACUGGAACGUGUGACAGGAAAGAAGGAAGCCCGCAAGCCCAGCAACGGGGCCCGAUCAGGCAGCCCUGGAGACCUGCGUUCCCCCAACCCCUUUAGUGGAGACUCAAAAGCAGAUACUAACCCAUUCAGCUCCAACUACAAAAGUGACAGAAAGUCAACAGGAAAAGAAGACUUCACCUUUGGCCACAAGAAGAAGGACAUCUUUGGAAAGAAAAAUGUACGAAUGGAAACACAGCCUUGUCUGGAGGUCACGAAGGAAAGUGUGGCUGCUUAUAGCAACUUAUCAUUUGAGGAGGUUGUGCAGGAACUCAUCAAGCAGAAAGAAGUAGUGAAAAAGAAAGAUGCUCAGAUCAGGGAGCUGGAAGACUACAUCGAUGACCUACUUGUGCGUGUCAUGGAGGAAACACCAAGCAUUCUACGGACACCCUAUGAGCCAAAAAAGAAGGCCGGUAAACUUAGCAAGAAAUAAAAGGCAGCAAAGAAACAAGAAAGGUUACACAUUAAGGUUUAGCCUUAGCUUGUGUAUCAUUAUCAUAUGUUAAAUUUAUGAUUGAGCUAUAUCGUUAGAACAUUUUAAUUCAAUUAAUGUAGUUCUUAUACAUUUUUAAUGUUUUGGUUAUCCUAGUUCUUUGUUUGGCAUUCCUAAACAUUCUUUUUUUUUAAUUCCUCUCUAGUUACUCGUGGUUUAUGUUGAGGUACUUAAACACACACAUAGUAUUCAUCACUUAAUUAAAGUCAGGAUUGGGUUUAGCUACUAUUGAAUGCACUUGUGACCAGCACAGGUCUGUUACUCGUACAGCUGGAAGCCCUUCAGUUGAAAGUGCGGGAAAAGUCAUGUUUACCAGAUGAUGAAGUCGCAAUAGUGUGUUGUUUGCUGAAAGAUUGGUCAAUUGGAUUGACAAGAUAAGACGAAACUGUUGGUACUGUUUUUAAACUUGGCAUCUAAAAUGUGAUGCAUGUGAAGCAGAGACGGUAUAAGCUUUGCUCAUAGUCUUCUCUAGUCAUUGCUGCAGAUGUGGAUGAACUCUGCUUUUAACCAAUAGACUGAGUGAUUUAUAGGUAUUCUUAGAAAAACUGGAAGAGAGUCAUUGUAAGAAGAAAUUGCUGGACGGUAAAUAGGAGUCUGGUUUCUCUCCGAGUCAUUUUUACAAACAAACUUACAUCCCUUUUAUUCGGUGCUGACUCUUUACUCUCUUUAUUUUAUUUAUGAUGAUUAUCAUGUGAAUGUCUUGCACCAAUGAUCUUGUAUUCACUCACUGAAGGUUAUAUUUUGUGCAAUAAUCGCAACUUAAUGGUUUUGGGCUUGUAUUCUGCUGAUAAUGUUCUUGUUUACAAUUUAAUUACAUCUUUUGUUUUGAAUCUUUCACUAAAUAUUGAUUGAAUUUCUUUGUUAAGGCCUACAUGAAUUGACCUGCCUUCAUUUUCUACCACUACAGUUUUUUGAAGGAUUUUGCUGAGGGUACAGGUAAGCUGCACCCUGGAUAUUUUCAGUUUAACAGUUAAAACAUGCUAAAAUGUCACAGUGACCCCAAUACCACCUCUCUUGCAAAUGGUUUUGUUGUAAUAACACUUAAAAGUUAUGACAAAUCUUAGCAAACACUUUCACGCACUAAGGCUUUACUGAUACAGUUCAUAUAUGUAAUUCAUAUUGGCAUUAAUAUGUUUACUGGUGACCUCCAUUGUGUAUUGUGGCUCAGUAUAUUUCACUGUAUUUGAUGUUUCAUGAUCAAACUUGAGGAUAGAAUGUGUGUUGCUCCAGUUCACUUGGUUACUGACGAUUCAUUAAUAAUUGUUUGAGGUAAAUGACCAGUGGACAUAAUUUAGGUCACUGACGGCUUGUGUCGGAUGUUUCCUGUCCUCAUUUCACAGUUUUAGUGUCAUCUCAAAUGUCACUUCAAUCUGUGAUGCUGAACCCAUAGCAGUACACCUUAUUUCCAUGUUAAACACUACGCUGUAGUUUUCUUUUAUUAGCAACAUGACAAGCUUUGGAGAAGCUGCCUGAUUUCACCACUAAAAUGUACUAAAAUGAAUGAAAUGACUACUGUUUAGGUUCUGGUCUCGUACAGAGGCCUUUACCUGAACCUGUGCUUGUUGUAUAGUUACUUACUGAUGUUAAGGUUUACGUUGCUACUUUGUUUGGUCUUUCUUAAUGGAAAGGAGUUUCAUGAACAGUGUUGAAUAUGCUUUGUAUUAUCAAUAUCUUUCACUCAAAGUUGCACACCAUUUUUAAUGGAGGUCCUUUUAAUGUGACGCUCCACUUUGUCUUGUUGCUGGUAUUAAUUCUGAUUUUUUUCUUUUUUUAACAUCUGUUUUGUAACAACUGUUCUAUCCCAAGUCUUCAGAACAUUUGACCUCUACACUGUAUACCAAACUGCAGGUGCUGCGAUACUGUACCUAUGAAAUGUCAACAGUCCAAAACACUUUAAAUGGUUUCAUGUACGUCGCACCACUCUGAAACACAUUUAGUCUUAUGCUGUUCAUAAUUGUUUUCUGCUGCUGUGAACGGACUUCUUUCUUCUGUAGGUUUGUCAUCUCUUUUUGGAUUUGAAGCCUAAAUCUUGAUGCUGAAUGUAUUCUGGUUGACUUUGGAUAUGCAGAAUUUUGAAAUGUAUAAUCAUAUACAGUACAUUAACAAGGCCAUUCAACCUUGAUUGCCUUUAAAGUAUUUGGUGUAUCCAAAGAGGUCAUUUCAGAUGCAAUUGUUUUUUCUUUCUCCUGUUCUACACUUUAUUCUCUGUGGUUAUUUGGACAAAAUUCAGCUUGUCUUUAUCAUGGACAGGAAGUUAUUGUUAUCAUUGUGUGUGUGAUGAUGUGACACAAAUGUUGGGAAAAUCCCUUUGUAUUUGAAAGGGAUGAUUUGAUCUGCUUAUAUUUUCUAAAGCCAAAACAUGUUAUGAUACUAAUGUAGAAGAUAUGUGGACAAGUAUCUGCUUUCCAUUAUGAAAAACUUUAAUGAAUGCCUUCCUACAUAUUAUGUUAAAGUACUGUAUAAACUCUCAUCUAUUCGUUACAGGCUGCAACAACUCCUUUGACUAGUCUGUAUUCAUAGUUAGCCAGUUGUUCAUGGACCUUACUAGACAUUACACACAAACUACAUAUAAUGUAGUGCUUAGACACUUUGUAACAUCACUUCACCUGUCUCGACCUUUGGAAAUUGUGCUUCCUGCGGAUUUAUUCUGAACAUUCACAGUUAAUUUAUCUGAAAUUUUAAAAGUGGGAAUAAAAGUGUAAACUGAAGAGUGACUAUUUGCAAAUUAGUCAAAAAUCUGACAUUUACAAACUCUGACUUAAUUGUGAUACUCUUUAUUGUAUCACAAUUUACAAUUAUUUAUUGUAGUUACUGCCACUUUAGAUCAUUUCUCUUGCAUAUAUUUAUGGAAGUGACAUUUUAGUUUAGGUCAUAUUGUGUUUUAAAAGAGCAGGUGAUUUACACCCACGUCUGCAAAGAUUCUGAAAGCUCGGUUGCUUUGCCUCAAUGAACAGAUAAGGUCUGAGAACAUUUAAUGUUUGGGCCUCAAGGUUAUUUAGUUCAAAUGAAAAAUGAGGGGUUUACUUAAUUAAUUUCGCUUGCCACUCGUUUUCUUGCUUGAUUCUUACAUCGGCUUCAUGCUUUAAAAUCAUUUAUUGCUUUGGUAGAUGUCAGUCUAAAACACAAAUCUAAAUGAAAAGAGAUUUUUAAUAUAAUUUUCAGCACAGUAAUAUGUUUUUUGUUUGUUUAUAAAGCCUGCAUCAUUAAAGAGUUCUUCCUUGCCUUUUUAGAUAAAAGUUGUCAUUCAAUUAAUGGCAGUCUCUAAAUAUGCAAAGCACUCUUUGGGCUCAGAGGCAACAUUUCCUAUAGAAUCUGGCCAUGGCUUGUGUCAUAAUGUAAGUUUAUAUAUACUGGACAUCUGUUAAGUAAGUAAGCGUUGUAGGACAUUGUUUACCAAACUAAUGUAUGACCUUUUUCCCCCCCCUCCAUGUUGACGAUGCAUGCAUGCACUGAUCUCACAAUUCUCUGGCAGUCGUAAGUCCUCUGCUGAUAAUAUGAUGCUGCUUGCCAUAGGCCACAAGCAGCUGCCAGGCAGUAAGACAUAAGCUCCAGCUAAAUCCCCUGAUGGUGCUCGUAAUGUGGCUCAUAGUUUGGAAGAAAAUGAUGACUGUUUAUAGAAGAUCUUGCCAGUCAGCAAAGCUUAAUUGAGUUAACAGUGUAUAGAGGCUGGUGCACAGAGGCCAACACAGUUGAAUAUAAUGCUGGGUUUGGUUCUUCGUUAAGAUGAAUGAACGAGGAACAUUCUGGUUCCUACCUCGUAAUGUAACUCGUAAAUGUGUUUCUGCAUGUGAAUCACAUUUGUUUUUACUCUGUAUCACACAAUGUUGCCAAAAUUGUAUAGCAUUUUUCUGCUUCAGAAACCAUUAAAUCACACAACCUUGUUGAAAUGUUAGAAUUCAGAGUUCCGUGUCUGAGUCAGUUAAAUAAUUAUGUCAUAGAAUUCACUGUAAAAAAUGUAAUUUUAAUAUUUAAUAUUCCCCUGUAAUUAAUUACCAAUAUGCAAGACUUUCAUACAAGGAUGUUCUGGGGGCCAUGAAUGUAUGGCUUUUAUUUUAUGAUUCUGGGAACACACUUGAGUCUUGAUGCUGUCUUAUGACAACAGUGUAAUGCUGUUAAUGGUGAUUGUAAAGUGCCAACCUAAUUCAAAGGAAAUGGUGAUGCAUUCCUAAUUCUGAUUCACUUUCAAUGUACUACAUUUUGGAGCAUUACAUUUUAAAUAAUGUCAUCGCUGUCAUGAUUAAAUUCCAAUGUUUUUUGAAGAUUGAAAGUUUUGUAUGUUUUCUAUUGCAUACCCUCAAUUAAAAUUGUGGAAACGUUUUAUAAACAAUA
Messenger RNA from Solea senegalensis (Senegalese sole), 6235 nucleotides. Its product is annotated as rab11 family-interacting protein 2. The record is from RefSeq and is a predicted model, not a curated record. Gene Ontology annotation, molecular function: small GTPase binding. Gene Ontology annotation, cellular component: endosome; phagocytic cup. Gene Ontology annotation, biological process: regulated exocytosis. The coding region runs from base 410 to 1846 and encodes 478 amino acids. The transcript is spliced from 6 exons. Lineage: Eukaryota; Metazoa; Chordata; Actinopteri; Pleuronectiformes; Soleidae.